UUUUGUAGUUCUAACCUUAAAAAGUUCAUAUCCAGGUGUAUGCAGUAAUAAUAUUUUGAAUUAAUUUAUUGUAUGAUUAAUUAUAAUGAACUAUUUGGUAAAAUAAGUCCAGAAAUAAUACACUUUAAUUAAAAAUUAAAAACAUUUCAUUAUGGAAGACGAAAAUACAUCAUUGAAGUCAAUAAACGAUGUUCAUGAAGAAUUUGAAACAAGUUUGAAGCAUGCUUAUGAAGUGUUAAUAAAUGCAACAAUAGCAUCGAAUGGCUUACCCAAAAAAACCAACUAUGCUUAUUGUCAAUCAUUUCCUAAGUUUAAAACUUUUAUGGACGAACGUGGAAGUGAAGUAUUAAAUAUGAUCGAAAAUGUGUAUAGAAGCACAAAUCAUCCGAUUAGUAUGCUUAGUAAGAAUUUUAAACAGCAUUUGGCUAAUUUACAUAAUGUAAACGAAAAAUUAUUAGAGGGUGUAGAUAAAAAUUUACUUAAACUAUCAAAGAAUCCAAACGAUAUAGAUCCAGUUAUUGUUGCGACCGAGAAACGACUACCAAAUUUAAAUGAUAGCCCAUCAAGUUCAUUGUCCCCACGCAGCUCAACAGUUAUGCGUGCAAUUUUGGCACGCAAUGUAGUGAGGCCGCAAAAUUCAUUUACCGAUCGCAUAGAUAAUAGUGUGGACACAAUAUGGAUACCAAGAAUUAAAGAUAAGCCAAACUCUAUUAAGCCAUUAGCAAUAUUCCUAGAAGAAACUAAUGAUGAAAUUGGACAAGGAUACAGUCAUCCGUAUGAAUUAGAGUUGAAUCAAUUUAAACCAUUACCAGAUCAAUUAACUAAAGUUACGCCAAAAUAUCCAAAACCUAUUGAAGAGGUACCAUUAAAAAUGGUUACUAACACUGCAGAAUUACAAGAUUUAUAUAAAGAUUUACUGAAUCACACAGAAAUCGCAAUUGAUUUAGAACAUCAUUCGUAUCGUAGUUUUCAAGGUGUUACAUGUUUGAUGCAAAUUUCUACACCUGAUGUGGAUUAUAUUGUUGAUACUUUGUCGUUACGCAAUGAAUUACAUUUAUUAAAUGAAAUCUUUACAAAACCAACCGUUGUUAAGGUUUUACAUGGUGCUGUGUUCGAUAUACAAUGGUUACAACGUGAUCUUUCAUUAUAUAUUGUAAAUAUGUUUGACACACAAAUUGCAGCGAAACAUUUAAAUUAUCCACAAUUAUCGCUGAAAGCAUUGAUUUAUAAAUUUUUUAAAAAGGAAAUUGAUAAAACCUUUCAAUUGGCUGAUUGGCGAAUACGGCCUUUACCUGAAGAAUUAAUAAACUAUGCACGUGAAGAUACGCAUUAUUUGCUGUACAUUUACCAUAUGCUACGUAAUGAAUUAAUUCAGACUGGUUCAUUAGAAAUGGUUAUUCAUCAAAGUACUGAAUUAUGUAAACAGCGAUAUGCUAAACCGAAAUAUACUAAGGAAACCUAUUUAAAAACAUAUCAUGCCAGUCGUAAAGUGUUUAAUAAUAGACAAUUAUCAGCAUUACGCCAAUUAUAUCAUUGGCGCGAAAUGACUGCGCGAACAGAAGAUGAAAGCUUAGGGUACGUAUUACCAACGCAUAUGAUGUUACAAAUAGCUGAAAUAUUACCACGUGAACAACAAGGUAUAUUAGCUUGUUGUAAUCCAGUUCCUCCAUUAGUGCGACAAAAUUUGUUAACACUAAACAAAAUGAUAAUAAAAGUACGUUUAGAACCAUUAGAAAAACCUAUAUUACAAUCAGAGCCUGUAACACGCCAACAAAUUAAACAAUAUGGAAGUCUAAAUUGGGAUACACCACUAAAUUGUCCCCAUGAUUUAUCCAAAUCGGAUGAUGAGAUUUCUACAAAUUUACCAACUUUGUUGAAUAAUAACACACAACUGGAAAAGGAUCAGCAUAUAUCAAAUACUAAUUUAUAUUCUAAACAAGUACCACGUGUAUCAGUAUUUGACGAUGUACCUAUUCAUACAAUGGAUAGUGUAGAAAAAGCAACCUUUGAAAAAAUUUCAUUUUUAUGUCCGUAUGACCGAUAUAAAUUAAUGAAGGAAUUUGCAAAAGAUGAAAAAUUCAACGCAAAUGAAGAAACACAAAACGAGGAAGAAUCACAAAAUGAAAAUUCCAAUAAUAAUUCGUUAGUAAUACAACAGUCACAAGAAGAAAUAAAUGAAAAAUUAAAAGAAAUCAGAAAUGCUACUGAUGAUAGGCUCGAAAAUAAUAUACAGGAAGCUGUACCGGCACCCAAAUUACAAGAUACAUCACAAACGGAAUUAUCUUUAAAUCAAAUGAAACGAAAACGUAAACAUAAAAAACAUGAAAAUCAUUCUGAAAAACGGAUAAAAACAGAAGACAGUAUAUCAAUAGAAUCAACAGCUCUCAAACAAGAUCAAUCAGGAGAUGUUGAGGAUAAAUCUUCUGAUUUAAUAUUGUUUUCAAAAUAUUCUGUACACGAAGGUGAUAAUAAUAAAUCGAUAAAAAAACAAGCUUAUUAG
This is a messenger RNA of Chrysoperla carnea, 2500 nucleotides long. It is a transcript of the gene Rrp6, whose product is annotated as exosome component 10. The transcript has 9 exons. Lineage: Eukaryota; Metazoa; Arthropoda; Insecta; Neuroptera; Chrysopidae. Gene Ontology annotation, molecular function: nucleic acid binding; nucleotide binding; 3'-5'-RNA exonuclease activity. The coding region runs from base 152 to 2500 and encodes 782 amino acids. Gene Ontology annotation, biological process: nuclear polyadenylation-dependent rRNA catabolic process; histone mRNA catabolic process; nuclear polyadenylation-dependent antisense transcript catabolic process. Gene Ontology annotation, cellular component: nuclear exosome (RNase complex); nucleolus. The record is from RefSeq and is a predicted model, not a curated record.